UAAUAUCACCUUUUCAGCCCAAUAAACUCGGGCGGUGGUUGCUAAGCAACGUUCGCGCCGCGGGUCAUUCCCGGUGUUUUGCUGGGACGCUGGUGAUUAAACAUCCAGAAUUUCAACACAUAAGGAAAAUCUAAAAUCUGUACAAAUGAACGAGCCCUCUGUUAUAGAUGACCUGCUGCACAACCUCCCACCUCUACCCUCCAGUGAGCUAACUGACCCUCAGGAUGACGUCACCCUGCCCAGGUUGAUCGAAGCUCUGCAGCACAGACACAGGAUUAGACUGAUGAUGCUUGAUGAAUACAGCCAAGCAGCCGCUGCGAUGAACUCCAUGCUUCAGGAGCUGGACAACAGCCUUAUUUCAAAAGACAGUUUGAUUCAUGAGCAAAAUGGAAAACUGGCAGAGAAGGACAAAAUCAUCCAAAGCAACACAUCCGAGAUCGAAUGCUUGAAGAAGGGAACCAAAAUGCAAGAAUACAAAAUCAACAUCCUGCAGAAAAUGACCAAAAUCUAUGAGGAUGAUAAGCGUUCACUUGAACAGGAGCUGGAAACCAAAGAGCAGAGGCUUCAGAGGGAAGUGUCUAACAAUAGACGUUUGGAGCAGCAUAUGCACAGUGUGGUCAGAGACACCAAGCUCAAGUGUGAGAAAGAAUGUGAUAGACGUGUUAAUGUGAUAAAGUUGGAGAUGCAAAACAGGCUCUGGGUGAGGGACGAGAAGCUAAAGCAGCUCAAGGCCAUCGUGACUGAAGACAGGAAUCCAGAUUGUCCUGAUCCUCCACCGUGUCAGAUGCAGCCAAAGCAAUGCCUCCCUGCAAAGAGGUUGCCUUCACCCACCCCUGCUCCCGUGCCCUCGCCUUCACCUUUGACCUCAUCCUCAUCUUCUCCUUCCCCUUGCCCCGUUGAUUCUCCCCAUGUCACGCCAGUACCAGUCAGUCCAACCAGACCUGAGGAGGUUGAAAUGAACCCAAGGCCUGACUGCCCCAUCCCCUGCCCCAGUAGCCCUUUGUCUGUGACGGGCUGCAUCUCUGCAUGGGAGCAGUGGUCAGCCCAGGACAGCAGGCAGGGUCACUAUUCCCCUCGUACACCAACGAGAACCCAGUCCUCAGCAGGCUCCUCCGCCAGCCAGGCCAGGAGGAGAGCUAUGUGUUUGACUAGAGAGGAAGAGUCCGACUCCCCUCAGUUAGAUUUAAACCUAAUUGAGAGAAGCUACAAGACGGUUACCCCAGUACAACCACUGCACCGCCACACCCGCUCUACUGCUAGGGAGAAGUGGGUGGACCAUACACCCUUGAGCAGUAUAGACUUGGGUACCGUCUUGCAGCCCAUCAUCCCACGUGCCAUCAAGGUGUCUGAACCCAGUGAGAAGGCCCUGUCAAAGUGUGACAGAUAUGUUUUAACACACCAGGAAGUUGCCUCUGAUGGCGAGAUCCAGACCAAACUUAUCAAGGGUGAGGUGAUUAAGACCAGGGGAGGAGGACAGGCUGUACAGUUCACCGACAUUGAGACACUAAAACAGGAGUUCACAACUGUCCCAAGCUGCAAAAGAAAAUCUUCCGAAGGCAAACCUGGAAAUGGAGAUCGAGCAGAAGAAGAUAGCACUGAUGUGGAGACGAGGUGCUCUGUGGCCAUAGAGAUGAGGACUGGAUCAAACAUGGGUCCUGGCUAUGAGCAUCAGAGGAUCAAUAAACGCAGGAAAUGCUAAAAGCAGCCGCCAGCUGCUCCAGUGAUCACUUCCCUCUUUCCUCACUUUGCUGUUGUGCAAUAGUUUGAACUUCUUAUUUGUUAGCUUUUGUGAAAAUAUUGUUUAUAUGUGUAAAAGUGUUUAUACAUGGGUCACUAAAGCUACUUUGUAAACAAUUUUGUGUUGUAUUUGAACCAAUAUAAAACAAGUGUUGUUUGAUUCAGUCAAGGAUGUUGGCAAAUAUUUAGUUUCUGUGACUCUGCUGCUGAAGAUUCUGAGUGCACAUGCAAGACAUUGUGAAGCUGCCACGAUAUUUUUUUUUGUUCAGUGCAUACGUUUUCUGUCUGUUUGUUAUUGAAUUAUAUAGCAAUUCCAAUAGCAUUUGAAUAAUCCUGUUCUUCUUGAAUUUCGCUAUACAUAAAAUUAGCUUCUGUCACGUACAAUCUCUCCUCUGCUCUCCUACCUUCACUGUUCACUCAGGAAUAAAAUUCCAGCACCA
Molecule: messenger RNA, 2177 nt
Organism: Acanthopagrus latus (yellowfin seabream)
Lineage: Eukaryota; Metazoa; Chordata; Actinopteri; Spariformes; Sparidae
Product: kinesin-like protein KIF23
Exons: 12
Coding region: 146-1699 (517 amino acids)
Source: RefSeq, a predicted model, not a curated record